AUGCUCCGCAAGUACCUGCCGUCCGUUCCUCCGCUACUCUUUGCCCUCGUCUUCGUGAACGUCCUCUCCUCCAAAUCACUACAUCUCUUACAACAUGUCCAGUCACUUCCGGUACUAUACUUGGUGCUCUAUUCACCAACCCUGAUCCUCUGGGAUCUGUUUGUUAUCUUCGUCUCUCGCGUGCUGCUGGUCUGGCCCGAGACUCGACUACGAUGGAUUCCAUUUCUCUUUGGCGGCUUUAUUGCACUCCUCACGUGGUUUGCAGCAGCCGUCCAAUUCGGCUUCUUCUUCGAAACCGGUGCCGAGGUGGAGUGGUCCGCGACCGAUAGCUUUGUCCGGGAUCCCGCGGCCAUGAAGAUUCUCAUGAGUGGUAUUUCCAGCGUCACUGCCGCCGGUACCGUCCUCUUCCUUGCGUCGUUUGUUUUGAGCGGCCGAUUGUACUCAAUCACCGGCCGCUGGUUCGAUUCACUGCGGGACCGGUGCUGGCAGGGCGUGAGAGAACCAAAGACCCUGCUUCCAUUUGCUAAAUCUCCAGCCGGUCGACGAUGCGCGUUCCAAUACCUCCUGCCUCUCACGGCUCUCAGUGUCUCGUUGAUAUUCCUCGAAGCAACUCGUCCCUCCAUUCCGUAUGAUCACCUCGCGCGAGCUCUGCCGUUGACCAUGUUGGAUGCUUUUCACAGACCUGUGCAGUUCAUGGAAGGCUGCCGUCCGCCACCCCUUCCCUUUCCUCUGCCACCACACAGGAAAGGAGGACCACCACCACCACCUCAUCAUCAUCACCGUCCCUUUGACUGGGCGUUUGGGAAAGGACCUCCUCCGUUUCCUCCGCCGCCUCCGCCUCCACCACCGUUGGGUGAUUUUGGUGUCCAGCCUUCGUGGUUACCAGAGGAUCCUCCGCCGGGUUUCAGCCGUUGGCAACCAGCACGGAUGCGCGAGGAGGAACAUGGCGACCAGCCACUUAAGUGCCCCAGUGGACCUUUCCAAUACUACAACCCCAGAUCCGACCCUCUGAAGAUUUCCAACUUUGACGAUGACAUCAUGGAACCCUUGCAACAGGUCUUCAGGGACAACCCAGUCGAAAUCAACCACGUGGUUCUAUUGACCCUGGAGAGUGGUCGAAAGGAAGUCUUCCCUAUGCAGUCCGGAACACCCAUGUACGAUUACCUCGUGGAAUCACAUGAGGAGAAGGAACGGAAAGAUGCAAUCGAUAAGCUCUCAAAGAUGACUCCGGUCGCGCAGAUGCUCACAGGUGAAUACGCGUUGAACAGCGAAGGGAAAGUCAACGACUUUAGCAACCACAAGUGGCAUGAUAGGUCAGAACCGGGCAUGGGUGGUCUCAACGUCAAGGGUGGGUUGACUGCGAGUUCGUUGACUCUGAAGAGUAUCUUGGGUAGUCACUGCGGUGUGAGCCCGCUUCCGGUCGAUUUAUUGGAAGAAAUCAACCUAGAGUUCUACCAACCCUGUCUUCCGCAAAUCUUUGAGCUCUUCAACCGACACAAGUCAAACGAGUCCGAAUCAAAGGAUGGCGGAUUCCAGGGAGACCAAUGGAAGUCUGUUUAUGUGCAGUCUAGCACGGUUUCAUACGAUAGACAGGACAAGUUGAACGAGGCCAUGGGCUUCAACUAUUCGAUUUCCAGGGAGUCCUUAAGAGAUCCUGAUUCAAAGCAUUGGCCACCGGCGACAAGCGAAAUCAAUUACUUUGGAUAUGCGGAAUCCGAAACCAGGCCGUAUCUCCGGGAUUUGAUCUUCGACGCUGCUGAGAACAACACUCGUCUGUUCCUGUCGCACCUGACUAGUUCAACUCAUCAUCCAUGGCGCACGCCGAAAUCCUUCCACACCGAACAGUACACUGGAGACCAAGGCAACGUUGAUCAUGACUCGAUGAACGACUAUUUGAAUACCGUUCGUUAUGUGGAUGACUGGUUGGGUGAGAUUCUGGGUCUGUUGGAUGAAGCUGGAAUCGCAAAUUCCACCCUGGUGGUGAUUAUUGGUGAUCACGGACAAGCCUUUUCGGAAGAUGCCAAGGUCACUGGUACCUUUGAAAACGGCCAUAUCAGCAAUUUCCAUGUGCCGAUUGUGUUCCGACACCCUCACCUGCCUCACGUUGACAUUUCCGCCAACGCGACAUCUCUUGCCAUUCUCCCCACGAUCUUGGAUCUCCUCGUUCAAAGCCAGUCUCUGAAUGAAAAGGAUUCCGCAAUUGCAUCGUCCCUAUUCCCUGAAUACCAAGGUCAAUCACUACUCCGGCCAUUCCAUAACGAGCGCCCCGACGACGGCCUAGCCGUAUGGAAUUUCGCUCUGAUCAACGGUGGAGGCUCUAUUCUAGCUAUCACAUCCGCAAACACACUGUAUCGUUUGAUUCUACCAUUAAAAGAAGAAUUCAACUACCGAUUCACACAUCUCGGAAAAGACCCCGGGGAGCUCAAGCCACUAGAAGGAUGGUCCAUGCCACGGUUAGUGGAUCGAGUGCGCAAGGACCAUGGUGAAGAGGCCGCAACCUGGCUUAUGGAUGCGGAGAGAGUUGGUCGCUGGUGGGUUGCUGAGCAAAAGCGAAUUUGGGAUUAUCGCGGGGAGUAA
Aspergillus ruber CBS 135680 is the source of this 2577-nucleotide messenger RNA. RefSeq names its product alkaline phosphatase-like protein. The coding region runs from base 1 to 2577 and encodes 858 amino acids. The record is from RefSeq and is a predicted model, not a curated record. The transcript has 4 exons. Lineage: Eukaryota; Fungi; Ascomycota; Eurotiomycetes; Eurotiales; Aspergillaceae.